Messenger RNA from Geosmithia morbida, 1611 nucleotides. Its product is annotated as xylan 1,4-beta-xylosidase. Gene Ontology annotation, biological process: carbohydrate metabolic process. Gene Ontology annotation, molecular function: hydrolase activity, hydrolyzing O-glycosyl compounds. The record is from RefSeq and is a predicted model, not a curated record. The transcript has a single exon. Bases 1 to 1611 code for a protein of 536 amino acids. Lineage: Eukaryota; Fungi; Ascomycota; Sordariomycetes; Hypocreales; Bionectriaceae.
AUGCCUAUUGUCCGUAAUCCAAUUCUCCCCGGCUUCAAUGCCGAUCCCUCCAUUGUUAGAGUGAAGGAUGACUACUACAUCGCUACAUCGACCUUUGAGUGGUGGCCUGGCGUACAAAUCCAUCACUCCCGAGACCUCGCCAAUUGGGAGCUCAUUGUUCGGCCUUUGACCAGAAAGAGCCAGGCCGAUCUGCGAGGCAACCCUGACAGCUGCAGCAUCUGGGCCCCAUGCCUGUCCCACGACGGUGACAGGUUCUGGCUUGUCUACACGGACGUCAAGCGCAAAGACGGAUCUUUCAAAGACUGCCACAACUACAUAAUCCAUGCCCCUGCCAUCGAGGGCCCCUGGUCGGACCCCAUAUAUGCGAACUCAUCCGGAUUCGACCCGUCCCUCUUCCACGAUGAUGAUGGCCGCAAGUGGUUUGUGAAUAUGAUGUGGGACCACCGUCGCCGACCACUCACCUUUGCGGGCAUCGUUCUACAAGAAUUCGAUGCCGCAGCUGGAAAGCUCGUUGGGCCUCGCAAGAAUGUCUUCCAGGGGACCGACCUCGAGCUUGUAGAGGGACCACAUCUUUACAAGCGCAAUGGAUGGUACUACCUCCUGACGGCCGAAGGUGGCACUGGGUAUGACCACGCUUGUACUCUGGCUCGUUCCCGCGAUAAAUGGGGACCCUACGAACUUCACCCUCAAAAGUACGUUGUCACCUCCAAAGACACGCCACUGGCAGCUAUUCAGCGGGCUGGCCACGGUGACAUUGUGGAGACACCGGAGGGAAAGACAUACCUUGUCCACCUUAUGGGCCGCCCCAUCGGUCAGGUCAGACGUUGUGUUCUUGGGAGGGAGACUUCCAUACAGGAGGCAUACUGGGGGGAGGAUGACUGGCUCUACGUCAAAAACGGCCCCGUCCCAUCACUGUACGUCGAAGUCCCCGGUACUUUUGACGACAAGCUGUACUGGGAGCGAAAGCAUUAUACCUUCGAACAUGGCCUUCACAAGGACUUUCAAUGGCUUCGCACACCAGAGCCUGAUCGCAUCUUUUCUACUGCAGACGGGAACCUUACCCUAUUUGGGAGGGAGUCUAUUGGGUCGUGGUUUGAACAGGCACUUGUGGCAAGGCGGCAGACGCAUUUCUCCUUUGAUGCCGAGACGUCCAUCGAAUUCGAGCCCGAGGAUGAGCGCCAGUUUGCAGGCCUGACAGUAUACUACAGUCGCUAUAACUUCUUUUACCUGACGGUGACAGCGCACUCCGAUGGACAGCGGGAACUCCUAUUGAUGAACUCGGAAAUGUCUUAUCCAGUGAGUGCACUGAGCGACACAUCGGCUUACACAAUCCAGAUCCCCAACCAAGGCAAAGUAAGACUAGCCGCUACAGUGCGGGGACGUGCCUUGCAGUUUUACUACAGCCUCGGGGGUGAUCUCAAAGCGGUUGGGCCGGUGCUGGACGCUUCCAUCGUGUCGGACGAGUGCGGAGGGCACCAGGAACACGGAAGCUUUACCGGCUCAUUUAUCGGUGUCGCUUGUUCUGAUUUGAAUGGCCUAUCCAAGCCAGCCACAUUCGACUAUUUCACAUACACGCCAGUAUCUCAUGAGUCGGAUCGAUAUGAUGCGUGA